This is a messenger RNA of Linnemannia hyalina, 741 nucleotides long. The record is from the annotation of a GenBank genome assembly. Lineage: Eukaryota; Fungi; Mortierellomycota; Mortierellomycetes; Mortierellales; Mortierellaceae.
AUGGCCGGCUCUUACGAUCGCGCAUUGACCGUCUUCUCGCCCGACGGUCACCUCUUCCAGGUCGAUUACGCUCUCGAGGCUGUCCGCAAGGGAAGCUGUGCCGUCGGUGUUCGUGGCGCUGACGUUGUUGUUCUGGGAGUUGAGAAAAAGUCUGUCUUGAAGCUCCAGGAUGAGCGCACAGUCAAGAAGAUUUGCAUGUUGGACGAGCACGUCUGCUUGGCGUUCGCUGGUCUGUCUGCCGACGCGCGUGUGUUGAUCAACAAAGCAAGGAUAGAAUGCCAGAGUCACAGACUCACAGUGGAGGACUCCGUCUCGAUUGAAUACAUUACGCGCUACAUUGCAGGAGUACAGCAGAGUGGAGGAGUUCGUCCCUUUGGAAUCUCGACAUUGAUCAUGGGAUUUGAUUCGGACAAGGUCCCCAAGUUAUACCAGACCGACCCCUCCGGCGUUUACUCUGCAUGGAAGGCCAACUCGAUCGGUCGCUCCUCAAAAACCGUUCGUGAGUUUUUGGAGAAGAACUACAAGGAGGAUAUGGACAAGGCUGAAAGUAUCAAGCUUGCCAUCAGAUCUUUGCUCGAGGUUGUUCAAACCGGUGCCAAGAACAUUGAGAUUGCCAUCAUGGGGUCCGACAGCGUCAUCCAGCGCUUGGAGUUGGCUGAGAUUGAGGCUGUUGUAGCAGAGAUUGAGGCAGAGAACGAGAAGGAGAAGGAGAAGAGCAAGUCUUCCAACUCUCAGCAGUAA